CCCCCCUGGAAUGUGUACUAGAUCCGUCACAACAAAUACCGACGGUUUUCUUAUUAAUUUUAUCAUAUCAAAACACAAUUUUUACUAUGCUUACUUUAUGGAAUUUGUUUGAAGCAUCCUUGCUUUGCUUGAAUGCAGUUUGUGUUUUGCACGAAGAAAGAUUUAUGCAAAAAAUGGGAUGGGGAUCCAACAACCCAAACCAAGGAUUUGAAGAUCAAUCAACAGUGAAGUUCCAAAUCUUAAACUUGGUUAGAUCUAUCAGAACAGUCACAAGGAUUCCAUUAAUCAUAUUGAAUAUACUCACAAUAAUUUUUAAGUUAUUAUUGGGAUAAAAGAAAGAAAUACAUUAAUUUUAGACUAACAGGAAGAAGAACUACAUCAGUACAAGGAAAUAAGACAGAGAAGACUGCAAAAAGACAUUCUCAUCCUGAAUUAGCCUUUGCUGAAUAUAUCAAACCUCUUUUUUAUAAGUGGAACCAUCAUGUUACAGAACCAGAACACAUUUGCAUUUUCUGUGUUACUCAUUGUAAUAGUUUUAUGUACUAAGCAUUUAUAGUAGUUGUGAUCUAUAUUUUAUAUAUUAAUUAGAGAACAAUUUGUGUAUCUACUACAACUAACAUUUACCAUUAUGUAACAUAAACAGUAAAUAAAUAUGAUUGUUUAAGUGAGUACAUGCA
This is a messenger RNA of Spodoptera litura, 677 nucleotides long. Its product is annotated as immediate early response 3-interacting protein 1. NCBI's taxonomy places the organism in Eukaryota, Metazoa, Arthropoda, Insecta, Lepidoptera, Noctuidae. The record is from RefSeq and is a predicted model, not a curated record. Gene Ontology annotation, biological process: endoplasmic reticulum to Golgi vesicle-mediated transport. Gene Ontology annotation, cellular component: Golgi membrane; COPII-coated ER to Golgi transport vesicle; endoplasmic reticulum membrane.